UCACCUACACAGAGCGUGUUGUUGGAGCUGCUAAGAGCGGUAGCCUGGCUUGUGUGGGGCUUUUUUUCCUUCUUCUUCUUCCUGGCAUCCCCCUCCUCAUCUCCUGGGCAGUGUGUGGCUGAGCCGUCGAGGAGACCUUGGCUGAGUUGGGAGAGAACGUAAAACAAGGGAGAUUUUUUUUUUUUUAAUUUUAUUUAUUUUUUUGUUGCUUUUGGGCGAUUGGGAUUUAAAAGAGCGGACGAGGCUCCAUCUACCAGCCCCGAGGAGAGCGCGACCAGCAGAACUUAGCGCGUCCCCGGCAGAAAGUUGCUUUGUUCCCCGGGAAUCUGGUGUCCUCGCCGCGAGCGCCGUGUGGAAUGUGGAAGGUCUGGCUCGGGGGAUCAGUACCAUUAGCAGUGCCAUUAACACGGGGAGCCCGGGGGCAGCUGUGUCAUUAGCUGGAUCACACGCACUCGGCUUCCUCCUCCCUUCCUGCUCGCUGGGGGAUCCCCCCCUCUCCUCUCCGACAAUUAGUCAAUGAACCUUCGUGCUCCUGGGAGAGGCACCUAAACCAGCGGCUUGGAUGAUUCGAGACCUGAGCAAGAUGUACCCCCAGUCCAGGCACCCGGCUCCGCAUCAGCCAGCACAGCCCUUCAAAUUCACCAUAUCCGAAUCGUGCGAUCGGAUUAAGGAGGAGUUUCAGUUUUUACAGGCUCAGUACCACAGCUUGAAGCUGGAAUGUGAAAAACUGGCCAGCGAGAAAACCGAAAUGCAGCGGCAUUACGUGAUGUAUUAUGAAAUGUCGUACGGGCUGAAUAUUGAGAUGCAUAAACAGGCUGAAAUUGUCAAGAGACUAAAUGCUAUCUGCGCACAAGUCAUUCCUUUUUUGUCCCAAGAGCACCAGCAACAAGUGGUGCAAGCCGUGGAGCGUGCCAAACAAGUGACAAUGGCAGAGUUGAAUGCAAUCAUUGGGCAGCAACAACUCCAAGCUCAGCAUCUGUCUCAUGGGCAUGGUCUCCCGGUGCCCCUGACUCCGCAUCCUUCUGGCCUGCAGCCCCCGACCAUCCCGCCUAUCAGUAGCAGUGCUGGAUUGCUGGCCCUUUCCAGUGCCCUCUCUGGACAGUCUCACCUUCCAAUCAAGGAUGAAAAAAAGCACCACGACAGUGACCAUCAACGAGACAGAGAUUCCAUUAAGAGUUCAUCGGUGUCUCCAUCUGCGAGUUUCCGAGCAGCAGAAAAGCACAGAAAUUCAGCAGACUACUCCUCGGACAGUAAAAAGCAAAAGACAGAAGAGAAAGAUAUAGCGGCCCGCUACGACAGUGAUGGUGAAAAGAGUGAUGACAACCUUGUGGUGGAUGUUUCCAAUGAGGAUCCUUCUUCACCAAGAGGAAGCCCAGCACAUUCCCCAAGGGAGAACGGCUUGGAUAAAGCCCGACUUCUAAAGAAAGAUCCUCCUAUCAGCCCUGCCUCUAUUGCAUCCUCAAGCAGUACACCCUCUUCAAAGUCCAAAGAACUUAGCCUUAAUGAGAAGUCUACAACGCCGGUUUCAAAAUCCAACACACCCACUCCACGUAGUGAUGCCCCUACACCUGGCAGCAACUCGACUGGACUGCGGCCUGUGCCUGGCAAGCCACCCGGAGUCGACCCAUUAACAGGUCUGAGGACUCCAAUGGCAGUCCCUUGUCCUUACCCAACCCCAUUUGGAAUAGUUCCACAUGCUGGAAUGAAUGGAGAACUGACCAGUCCAGGAGCGGCUUAUGCUAGUCUUCACAACAUCUCCCCACAAAUGAGCGCCGCUGCAGCUGCUGCAGCAGCAGCCGCAGCUUAUGGGAGGUCCCAAGUGGUUGGCUUUGAUCCACAUCAUCACAUGCGUGUUCCAGGAAUCCCUCCAAAUUUGACAGGCAUCCCAGGUGGAAAGCCUGCAUAUUCAUUCCAUGUAAGUGCUGACGGCCAGAUGCAGCCAGUCCCAUUCCCCCCUGAUGCUCUCAUUGGCCCAGGAAUCCCUCGGCACGCGCGGCAGAUAAACACACUAAAUCACGGAGAAGUAGUUUGUGCAGUUACCAUCAGCAACCCCACAAGACACGUGUACACUGGUGGAAAGGGAUGCGUCAAGGUCUGGGACAUUAGUCACCCAGGGAACAAAAGCCCCGUCUCUCAGUUGGACUGUUUGAACAGAGAUAACUACAUCCGCUCCUGCAGAUUACUCCCUGAUGGGCGCACUCUGAUUGUUGGAGGGGAGGCCAGCACGUUAUCCAUAUGGGACCUGGCAGCACCUACCCCGCGUAUAAAAGCAGAACUGACCUCAUCGGCUCCUGCCUGCUAUGCUCUGGCCAUCAGUCCUGAUUCCAAGGUCUGCUUCUCCUGCUGUAGUGAUGGCAACAUUGCCGUGUGGGACUUACACAACCAGACCCUAGUAAGGCAAUUCCAGGGCCACACAGAUGGAGCCAGCUGUAUUGAUAUUUCUAAUGAUGGUACCAAGCUCUGGACUGGAGGUUUGGACAACACUGUACGAUCCUGGGAUCUCCGUGAAGGCAGGCAGCUCCAGCAACAUGACUUCACUUCACAGAUCUUCUCGUUGGGGUAUUGUCCAACUGGUGAGUGGUUAGCCGUGGGCAUGGAGAACAGCAAUGUCGAAGUUUUACAUGUCACCAAGCCAGAUAAAUACCAGCUGCAUCUUCAUGAAAGCUGUGUCCUCUCCCUAAAGUUUGCCCAUUGUGGGAAAUGGUUUGUGAGCACUGGAAAGGACAACCUACUUAAUGCUUGGAGAACACCUUAUGGAGCCAGUAUAUUCCAGUCCAAAGAAUCGUCAUCUGUGCUGAGCUGUGACAUCUCUGUGGAUGAUAAAUACAUUGUCACUGGAUCAGGGGACAAGAAGGCCACAGUCUAUGAAGUUAUUUAUUAGAGACAACCUCCAACUGCCUAUGAGACGCCUACUAGUAGCACUUUUCUGUAAAUUUUAUUUUUCUUUCUUCCUUCCUUUCUGGAACCAAGGACCAGACGCGUCCACCUCAGCAAGUUGUUUUUCUUUCUUUGCCAAAUGCGCCCACCCAUUUUACAUUUUGUUGUAAACGCUUACUAGGAACUCGAAACCAAAUCUUCAGUUGAUGUGCAGGCAGAAGACGCACACAAAAAAAGUAAACUUCUUUUAUCCUUCAGACUUGUUCAUGGAUUGUGUACUAUAGCUGUAACAUAUUUAUUUUGUGUAAAGAAGACUUUGUAAAAAAAAAAAAUAUUAAAAAAACGAACUGACAAGAAAAGUAGUCUGCACAGGCCAUGGAAAUGAAGACAAAGUCCAGACUUCACCCAAAUGAAUUCAGCCUUUAACUCCUGAACGCAUAUGAAAUGCACAGUUUACACAGGAAUUAACUUGUAUUCUGUCAAUGCUGGUUCACCGAAUGAGAUGUGCCACAGAAAACCCAAAGGGAUCAUUCUCAUUAUCUGCUUCACGGCAACCAACAACUGGUGACAUACAAGGCGAUACAAACGAAUGUAACCUCUACGCAGAGAAGACCUUCACUUCAGGACUUCUCUUUUCUGAGCAUCCCAAACUGGAGGCAAACUGAGCCGCCAUGCCUCUGACAAUACUUUCAACCUUUUUAUGUCAUUCUUGCUGUUUGAUUAAUAUGUGAUUCUUUUGUAUUUUUAACUUUUUUUUUUUUUUUAAAUGCUUUAAAUUUCUUAAAGUCUGUGGAUCUGCUGAUGUACAGUGCCUUUGCUGCUAUGGAUCAAAAUCAAAAGGACGUUGUAGAUAAAUCUUAUUGUAUACGUAGAAAAUACUUAAUUUCCUACUAGAGAAGAAUCAAUACUGAAAAGUCGGAUUGUUUUACUAAAGUUGCAAAAUGUGGUAGCAAAAAAAUGGUGUUUUAAGUACACAGUGUUUGAUGUCAUUAACAGUUUCGUAAUAAUCUACAGUGUAGAAAGAUUUUGAUACUAAAUUGUGUCAUUGUACAGAAUUAUGACAUUGUUGACCAUAAGUAUAUAAAUAUAUAUAUAAUACUAGAUUGUUUGUGCAUUCAGACUUUUAAGCAUUAAACUUAAGUAA
This is a messenger RNA of Bufo bufo (common toad), 4021 nucleotides long. RefSeq names its product transducin-like enhancer protein 4. Gene Ontology annotation, cellular component: nucleus; transcription regulator complex. The record is from RefSeq and is a predicted model, not a curated record. Gene Ontology annotation, molecular function: transcription corepressor activity; protein binding. Lineage: Eukaryota; Metazoa; Chordata; Amphibia; Anura; Bufonidae. The transcript has 21 exons. Gene Ontology annotation, biological process: regulation of DNA-templated transcription; negative regulation of canonical Wnt signaling pathway. Bases 563 to 2881 code for a protein of 772 amino acids.